UUCUAAAAGCUUUGCAUUUACAAGCAUGUAGAUUUAAUAAAAUACGAAUUUCUCUGAAAAGUAGGUCAAAGAAGGAGCCACAGUUUGUUGUAUGACGACGUCACACAGCCAUGAACUCUUUCACAUGCUGUACAAGCACAAGGCUGUAAAAUGAGUAAUUUUCAAAAAGUUUGUCAGAGAGCCACCUAAACUCCCCAGAGUUCCUUUGAAAUCCUCCGAAGACUCUCUGACCCAGUUGGGAUCAGAUCAGACUCAUAGCCUGAAUGUGUUUCUCAUUUCUCAUUACACCCUCUUCUCUGGGUCACAUGACUGCUGUGCUUGCUCUCAGUCUGCACUCUGAGCAUCCUUCACUGGAGCAGAGAUAGAACUGAAAGAUCUGCACCUGACUGUUGGGUCUGCUCUCUGAUCCUCCAAGCAGCAACAGAACCUCUGGAGGACAAGUCUUCACGGAGACUUCACAACCACUUCACGCUCCCUUGUAUGUGGUGAUGGGUACUCUACGGGAUCUCCAAUUUGCCCUGCAACUCAAAAUUGAGGAGCUUCGCCAGAGGGACACUCUAAUAGAUGAGCUGGAGCUGGAGCUGGAUGCAAAGGAUGAGUUGAUACGUAGACUUCAGGAUGAACUGGAUCGCUACAGAGCCAAUGUCUUCCUCCCAGGAGCCUCUAUCAAUGCAGGUAGUGCAGCUCAGUGUGAGAACAAGGAAAGAAGCCAGAAGAGGACGAUCAUUACAGAGCCCUGGAGUCUGGACCCAUUGAUCAACUCUGUGAUUUCACAGAAAAGCUGUGAGAAAAGUGAAAUGUCUCUGCGACGGAUUCAGGCUGCGAUUUUGAAGAAUGACUUGUUGAAGAACCUUGACGAAGGUGAAAUCCGGGCCAUCAUGGGCUGCAUGUAUCCCACCAUCAUCAAUCAAGGCGGCUCUGUCAUUGAGGAGGGGACCAGCGGGGACCAGGCUUUUGUGGUUGAAGAAGGGAGGCUGGAGGUGACAAAAGAAGGCGUCAGGCUUCUCACAGUGGAGCCUGAGGACAUGUUUGGAGAGUUGUCCCUUCUCUACAACUGCACCCACACCUACUCUGUCUCAGCCCAAAUGGACACCAAGCUCUGGAUUAUUGACUACAAGAGUUACUGGACCGUACUCAUGCAGAGUGGUCUCAGCCGCCUUCAUCGUUCGAUGGAACUACUGAGCAGCGUUCCUUUCCUUCAAUCAUUGCCAGAGGAUGUCAUCAUGAAAAUGUCUGAUCUCAUGGAGGAGACACACUACACUGAAGGAGCGCACAUCGUUCAACAGGGAGCCACAGGAGACACUUUUUAUAUCAUUAGCAAAGGCCAGGUAAAAGUAACAGAGAGGAAGACAGGACAAGAGGAGGAGUCUGUCCUUUCCAAACUCUCAGAGGGACAUUGGUUUGGAGAAAAGUUUCUGUGGGGAGAUGAUGUUUGGACAGAGAAUGUAGUUGCUGCGGCUGCUGCAGUUACAUGUUUGGUAAUAAACAGAGAGACUUACAAAGAUAUAAUCAAUGGGAUGGAGUUUAAUUGCUGUGAAGAGAAGCUGCGAGGCCACGACUUCAGAGAGGAGUCAGACAAAGAUGUUAGUGUCCUUUCAGCUUCAUCCUUGAGUGAUUUCAAUGUCAUCUCUCCUCUGGCAGAAACACAGUUUGGUCACGUAGACCUGGUAAAACUGAAGAGCGACACAGAGCGAAUUUUUGCCCUCAGGGUUCUUAAGAAGAAGAUUAUAAUCAACAGCAGCCAACAGGAGCACGUCCUGAGGGAAGGCCGCAUCCUGAUGGAAGCUCAUUGCCCAUUCAUAGUCAGGUUAUACAAAGCCUUUAAAGACCCUGAGUGUCUUUACAUUGUCACUGAGGCCUGUCUUGGUGGGAAUUUGCACAAUCUGCUAAAAGAAAAAGGACAUCUGGACGAAUGCAGCACCAGAUUCUACACUGCCUGUGUCGUAGAGGCCUUGACUUUUCUCCACUCCCACGGUGUCAUCUAUAGAGAUGUCAAGCCUGAGAAUGUCCUUCUGGAUGAGCGUGGUUAUGCCAAACUGAUCGGUUCCAGAUGUAUGAAGAAGGUAGAGAUGGGUCGGAGAACCUGGACGUUCUGUGGUACACCAGGUUACAUGUCACCUGAGAUCAUUCUAGGCAGAGGUCAUGGUCCAUCUUCAGACCUCUGGUCCCUGGGUGUCUUUGUGUUUGAACUGCUAAGUGGUGGGCGUCCAUUCAGCGGCUCUGACCCAUUGAAGAUUUUCACUGCGACCAUCUGUGGAAUUGAUCAGAUUGACUUUCCAAAACGAAUCAGCCAGAGUGCUUCCAGUUUCAUUAGGAAACUCUGCAGGAGCAAUCCCUUAUACAGACUGGGCACGCAGAGAAAAAAGGGCAAGAACAUUCAGGGGCACAAGUGGUUUGAAGGAUUCGACUGGGAUGGAUUUCGAAGAAAAACAUUGAUCCCACUAUUUAUUCCCAAAGUGAACCCUUCUUCAGACACAGGCUCAUGUGCUGAUUACAGCGUGCAGUCAGUGGAGCUGUGCACAGACUGGGAUGAUUUCUGACACUAUCAACUGUGAACUUCAUCGCCUUCUACAUUUAGUCCUCAUGAAUAAUGCACUGCACACAGUCUCAUUGCCAUCAAGACGUAAUUAUAUUUUCAGACAAGAGAUAUUUUCCAGAGCACGAGUUGCUGCAAUGAGGCCACGGUUUGAUCAAUGACACGCCUGUGUUCGGCUAGGUUUUAAAUGUUGAGUGUGUUUUCAUGUGUAAUCAUGAGCUGUUGACUGAUCUCACGGCUGCUACCAAUAAACA
Messenger RNA from Cynoglossus semilaevis (tongue sole), 2790 nucleotides. It is a transcript of the gene prkg1l, whose product is annotated as protein kinase cGMP-dependent 1, like. Gene Ontology annotation, molecular function: ATP binding; cGMP-dependent protein kinase activity. The coding region runs from base 489 to 2540 and encodes 683 amino acids. Gene Ontology annotation, biological process: protein phosphorylation. The record is from RefSeq and is a predicted model, not a curated record. Lineage: Eukaryota; Metazoa; Chordata; Actinopteri; Pleuronectiformes; Cynoglossidae. The transcript has 20 exons.